Messenger RNA from Dromiciops gliroides (monito del monte), 5702 nucleotides. RefSeq names its product ubiquitin family domain containing 1 (gene UBFD1). The transcript has 7 exons. Gene Ontology annotation, molecular function: RNA binding; cadherin binding. Bases 154 to 1098 code for a protein of 314 amino acids. NCBI's taxonomy places the organism in Eukaryota, Metazoa, Chordata, Mammalia, Microbiotheria, Microbiotheriidae. The record is from RefSeq and is a predicted model, not a curated record.
GCCGCGGGCUCCCCGCGAGGGGCCUGUCCUGUAGCCUGAGCCUGGGCCCGGGCGGGCGUCCCCGGGCUGCGCGGAGCCGAGGGAAGGCAAGGCUAGGGGGCCGGCCCCGCCCCUCCCCCGGCGUCCCGCCCGCAGCCGCGCGCCGGGCCCGAGAUGCCGUCGCCGUCGCCGCCUCCUCCAGCCUCGGCUCAGUCCGUCCGUCCCUCCGACGAGCAGCAGGAGGCCGGGGCGCCAGCACCGCCGCCGCCCCUGCCUCGCACUCCGGUGGGUUUCGUUUCGUGUUUAGAAGUCGAGGAGCCCGGCAUGGAAACGGAUGCCCAGAAGCUGCAGCUCAACUGCGUGGACGCCGAGGCCGAGACCUCCUCCUGCACCUCCUCCUCGUCCUCGGCUGCGGACGCCACGGCCAAGGGCAGCCCGCAGGCUGACCAGACGCAGGGGGGCAUCGCCGGCGGCCAGGCCUCGGUCAGCAACGGCGACGACACCGACGCCGAGAAGGAGCUGGUGGACCUGAAGAUCAUCUGGAACAAGAACAAGUACGACGUGCGGGUGCCCCUGGACAGCACGGGGGCCGAGCUGAAGCGCAAGAUCCACUCCAUUACAGGCUUACCACCUGCCAUGCAGAAAGUUAUGUUUAAGGGACUUCUACCUGAGGAGAAAACAUUACGGGAAAUCAAAGUGACCAGUGGUGCCAAGAUUAUGGUGGUUGGAUCUACAAUAAAUGAUGUUUUAGCAGUAAACACACCCAAAGAUGCAGCACAACAAGAAGCAAAAGCUGAAGAGAGUAAGAAGGAGCCACUUUGUAGGCAAAAGCAACACAGAAAAGUGUUAGAUAAAGGGAAACCUGAAGAUGUGAUGCCUUCUGUUAAGGGUGCCCAGGAACGACUGCCAACAGUACCUUUAUCAGGCAUGUACAAUAAGACAGGAGGAAAAGUGAGACUCACCUUUAAAUUAGAACAAGAUCAGUUGUGGAUUGGCACUAAAGGUGUGUGCUACAUGAACUCUGAAAGAUUUUUUAAGAGCGAACUGAAAAAUUACCCAUGGGCUCCAUUAAAAAUGUGGUCAGUGAACCUAUUGAAGGACAUGAAGAUUACCACAUGAUGGCAUUUCAGUUGGGUCCCACCGAAGCCUCUUACUACUGGGUGUAUUGGGUUCCAACUCAGUAUGUGGAUGCAAUCAAAGACACUGUGCUGGGAAAAUGGCAGUAUUUUUGAAAGCACUUUCACCUCUGGCACAGGAGACUGACCCAAAGUGAAGGACAUUGCUGGGAGAGGCCUGCAACAUGCCCGGAUUUCAUAGUCCUGGAACUUUUAUUAAUUCAAAUCUGAGGAGAUAUUGACUGAAGCCAGAGGUGAUGUACUUUCACCAUUAGUUUACUUUUAACUUAAAAUUGCAAAAUCCCUUCCCUUCAGUCAGCUUCAAAACAUAUUUAAAGUGAAUACGGUGGAAAUCAAUAAAUCUUAAUUCAGAACGCGUUGUGUGGAAUACUCUUAAGUGUUCUGAGAGUAGAUCUGCCAAUUUCGUUUAAAACAAAAUGAUCAAAAUAUAUAUCUGGGUUUUUUAAUGUGAUUUGAACUAAAAAUAUUUUCAUAAAUCUUUGGUUGCAAAUGGUUAAUUUGGGCUGAUUUGUUGUGACAGAGUUUGAGGCACAUUUUUUUUUUAAUUUUCCUACAUAUAAAUUGUAAAUGGUAUGCAAAGUUGGAGGGGGGUUAGUAAGCCAUAUUUUUCUGGCCUUUGGUUCAGGUUUGACCUGAAACUUCCCCCUCCCUCUCAACCUUCUCCCUGCUCUCCGCCCCCCCCCCCCAAAAUUGAGCUUUUUAUUUUUUAUUUGUAAAUCCAAAGAUGACUUACUUUUCCUCUUCUCUGUAUUUUGCUACCCCUUCACUUUUCAUUUCCUGUGAUCAUUUUGGUUCUUUCUAUUGUGAUGCUGACUGAUCACACAAUGGGGGAGGGAGGACGAGAGGGAAUUUGGAGGGGACACACCAUUGGGUUUUAAAGGUCAUAUCCUCCAGAUGCUCAUUUUGGGGCAUGGUGACCUCCAAGUCGCUCCCAUCUCUCAUUCUUUUUGAAAACCUACUGCUCUUGGCAAAGCAUCUUGCCCCUGAGGUUCCAGGUUGCCACGCAGAUCACCUGCCACCUUUUAGUGGCUGGCAGAAUUGAGCAUCAGUCCUAAAGUUCCCCAGACUAUCUUGGGUAUGAUUGGUCCAGUGUCAUAACAAUUCAUAGCAGAAAUGGGCACCAAGAGUCCUGGAGGUUUUUCUCUGACAUGGCCUACCACUUCAUUGUGUUGGUUCAUUUGGCCACUGGAGUAAAAAAUAACCAGGUUUGGUUCACGUGUCAUGUGGUGAUGAACAUUCCUAUUUUUCUUCGGACAUCAUUAAGAAACAAUCUUAGGAAGUCUAGCUGUAACUUGAGUCAUGCUUCCUCUUUCUUUUUUGUCAUUCUGCUCACCAGCCAUUAAGUUCAAGUGUCCUUUAUCUCAGGUUCAGUCACACUGACCCUUUCUAUCCUGGAAAGGUGCUUGCCAUGAGUUGAUGAUAUUUAAAAGACAAGACUGACUCCAUUGGACCAGCAUCACAAGAAUCGCCCUUCUCACUUAUGUCCCUUGUGCUCCUGGUAUACUUGGUCAGCUUUUUUUGAUGGAUUGAUAACUUCUGAAGCUAGAGGGAAAACUCCUGUGCUUUUUCUCUUUGCUGUUGUCUUUGAAAUCCCCUCCUCUCAGAUGCAGGCCUCUGGGCUAGGUCUCCAAGCUUAACCUGUCAGCAGCGGCACACCUGACCUGCAGGUUUUAGGUGGCUCCCUUCCCAAUGUGUAGAAUAUAUUUUAGUGUGUGUUUUUGACUGAGAAUGACUAUGCAGUGUAAGCCAGUUGUGAGAGCUGUUCUGUACCCUUCAUGUCUAAUGUGUAGUUUGGGAGUCCAGCUCACACAGGAAGAAUAAUCUGCUGCUUAUUAUAUUGCAGUUGUUCCCUAAGUUAUUUAAUGUAUAGGAAAAUCAUUUUAUCGUCAGUAAGGGCAUAAAUAUUGUAUAUGUGUUGGAAGUUUCUUAGAAACUUUGUUUCCAUCCUUUGAAAGUAGCAGUAACUGCAGCAUUUGUAUAUCAAAUUGUAUAUCAAUGUUCAGUUUCCCUAGCAGGGAGACAGUUAUGGUAUAUGAAGGAAAGUCUGUAUGUCCUACUUCUCAGCAGCCCAUCAGUGCUGCAUUGUACAGCUCUGCAGACCAAAUAGUAACAUCACAGCUAGCAUUCUGGCAUUAGCACGGUCUUCGUUUUCACUCUCUCUCUUCGCUGUAUUCAUUCCUUCAUCUAGUGAUGUCAUUUGAACAAACAUUUAUUAAAACCAUGCUGUGUGUAGAGCACUGUGCCAAGCACUGGAUAAGAUAUGGAGCUUUGAUAAAAUAUGGUCCUUGUCCUCACAGGUCAUAGAUAAAGCCUAGUAUUCUCCAUUUCCUUGUUAAACCCACCCCACUUGCCUCUUCUGGGAAAAAAGUAAUCCUUUUCUCCACCCUGCUUGCCCAAAAUAAUGCUUUCAGAGCCACCAUGGCAUCACCUAUGUUGUUUCCCUUUAUACUUUGGAUAGCCCAUGCUCUGGUGUAUCACCUCCAUCCAGCUGAGCCAUAGUAUUAAAAUUGUUCAAGUUAUUCUCUAUAAUUCUACCCUGUUCCUGAAAACCAAACUGCUUAUCUGCCUAUGGCCACUACACUAAAGUAGGAUUUAAGUUUGGAUGAGUGGUUUUGUUUAGGGUGUGUGUGUGUAUAUGUGUGUGCGUCUUUUUUUUUUUUUUAAGUGAAAUGGUGCUUUUUCCUCCAGAAGUAAUUAUCUAUUAUCUUAGAAUAAUGUAAGUUACACCUUUUUCAUAUAGAGCUGUACAUAAGAGCCAGAGGUUUUAGGAUGCCUAUUACAAAGCUUCCUGUAUUUGUUAGAGAACAUGGUAGGAUUGUCUAACUAUAUGGAUGAGGGGUUUGUAGGUAGUUCUGGGGAAAGAUCUGUCUCAGGGAGAAUAGAAAUAGAAUUUAAAGGAAGCUAUGAAAAAGGUGUUUGAUUUAAGUCUGUGCCCCUUUUGGCAUUCUCUCAUAAGUGUUACCAUCUGUGACUGACCUCAACAGGUUUAUUCAGCCUCGUGGAUUUUUUUUUUAAUCAAAUUUAUAUACAAAGUGGAACCACAGUUCCUCUUAGGGCUAGGGUAAUGGUUCCUUUCUUAGUAUUAUUUCUUUUUUUUUUUUUUUUUUUUGCAGGGCAAUGGGGGUUAAGUGACUUGCCCAGGGUCACACAGCUAUCUUAGUAUUAUUUCUAUAGUCAAUUCUUAGAUCUUCUCCCCACAUCCCCAAAUCUGUAUGAGAAAAGAAAUUUCUUUUUUCUGAGUUUGGUUGAUUUCCCUGACUGUGAUGAGGUGCAUAUAAUAGCCUAAGGAAAGGAGAAUAGUUUAAUCUAUCCAGGCUUCAAAUUUUGUUUUGCUUUCCCUCCCCCACCCCUAAUUUGUGGGGAAGAUAGUGAAAGUUAUAGCGUAUAAGUUGAUUUCCUUGGAAAUGAAAGGAGAGCACAUUUAUCAUUUGAGAGACUGGAUGCUCUUAGCUUGAUGUCUCAUUCAUUUCAAAGAUUGUUACAUGCUUCCUGGACUUUGUGUUCUUUGCAGAAUAUUAAUGUCUGACGCUCUGUUCCUAUAUGUUCUUACAGGCAUAAAACCUUGGCAUUUUAUAAGAGGCCAAGAUACUGAGAUCACUGCUGAGGGCUGGCUACUUGUUAUUCUUUCUAUCUCACUUGGCCUGCUCAGUCAUCCUAGAAACAAGAAAAUCUAUAAAAUUUGGAGCUUUUUGAUAUCAAGCAAAUCUCUUACUCCAAUCUGGAACUUCUCCUGGUAGCACAAUUUAAAUGAAAUUGGACUAAGCUAAGGAUGCACUUUGUUGUAAUGCUUGGGCACAGUCUUAGAGAGGUGGAUUAGCAGAAGGCCAAGCCUUCUCUCUCUAAUGAGUAUGGUGCCGUUAUUACAUGGACUUCUUAGGGAGUUGCUGCUUUGCAUUAAAAGGGCCAAAGAGAUGAACUUUCCCACAUUGCCACAUCUGUAAAAAGUUGCCAUAUUCCAACAAGAACUCUUUCUUCUUGUUCUAGUUCUAAAAUGUGUCUAUUGAAGCAAACCCAAGUGUGAUGUCCUAACUCCCUUCCCCCUUGUUUGGUGUGCCAAUUAAGCAGUGCAGGGCAGGAUUUCUUUGGGCAGACAUCAUUCACAAUUUGUUUCUUUUUGUUGUUGUUUUCAACUCUGGUCUUAUUCAUCCAUCUUGUCUUAGAGAGAUUUUUUUUUUCCCUUGGUGUCAUGGGGCUUACAGAAAUUCAUCUCCUGAUAGGUUUGGUUCCUCUGAAGUUAGGGGGUCAGGAGAGCUGUGGUGAUGCAGCACUUGAUGGCUUUACCUUCUAGGCUAGGUGUGGCUUCAGUGAUUGUGAUUUCUGACUGCUUUCUUACUUUCUAAGCAACUUAUUUUUUAUUUCUCAAAAAGAACUUCCGCUGCAGAAUUAUUUGAAAAUGAAAUAGACAUAAGUACCACUUGGAUGGUAUUUUUAUUUUAUUUUUAAAUAAUCAAAUGCCUGUUUGGGGGUAAAUGAAAAAUAUUUAGUCUAUUAGAUUUGCACUGCUGGAUUUUUUAAGUGUAAUCUCUACUGGUUAUCUCAUUGUUUAUUCUGUAAGAUUAGUCUUACCAAUUAAAGUUUGAUAAUUAA